This is a messenger RNA of Darwinula stevensoni, 690 nucleotides long. The record is from the annotation of a GenBank genome assembly. NCBI's taxonomy places the organism in Eukaryota, Metazoa, Arthropoda, Ostracoda, Podocopida, Darwinulidae.
AUGGAGCUUCACGUGGAAACCUCCCGGUACAGCCUCGAGACUCUCUCCCUCAUGGAAUCCCAGGCGUUUCGCAAGAAUCGCUCGCCCCCCCUCCCCCUCUUUGAAGGCAGAGCUAGCACGCCUUCACAUCGAAAACGGGCUCCACAGGCGAUCCCAGUCGUCCAGGGCGAGGUAGAGGAGCAGUCGGGUCAUAUUCCUGUCUCGGGUGGCGGUGGCUCGGGGCCGAGCGGGUCUUUGGGCCGCGGAGCCCCCGCGGGUCCGCAAGCCGCGCAGUCGUCCCUGUGGGUUCGGGGAUUCUCAGAUGGGACAAAGCUGGUCGCGCAAAAACCGUGGGGAGACGAGUCUGACCCACUCUCUUUUUUUUUCCAGCACUGCGUCCCGGAGUUCAUCAACGCCGCCUUCAACGCCCGCGUGGAGGCGACGAACACGUGCGGAAUGCGCCGCCCCCAGGAGUACUGCAUCCAAGCCACGCAGACCUGCACGAUCUGCGACAACAACGACCCGCACGAGUCGCACCCCCCCGAGUACCUCACGGACUUCAGCAGCGAGCGGAACGAAACCUGGUGGCAGAGCGAGACGAUGAACGAAGGGGUGGACGUGGACGGCCGGAUCGGACCGGGAUUUAACUACGACCGAAUCAUCGACCAAGUGAACCUCACCCUCAACCUAGGUGCGUCCAGAAACAGCUGA